AUGGAGGGAGAGGAACACAAGGCGGGCGUGCUGCGUGCAGGAAAAGAGGAGGAGGGCAAAGGACGACGACAGGCGGGCGGCGGGGAUUUUUUUUUCUUGGGGGGGAGAAGAAGCAAAGCAGGCAGGCAGGAGGGAGGGAGGGAGGGAGGGAGACAAGACGGGCGGAGAGAGAGGGAGAGAGAGGGAGGCAGAAGGGCAGCAGAAGGGCAGAGAGGCACAGCGGCAGCGGCAGCAGAGAGUUUCCUGGCAGGCUCCACCAAGCUUAAGAUGAAGCAGGCAGACACAGAUGGACAGCAGGCAGAGGAGAAAGGGGAGACCUACAGUGAAGGAGGAGGGCCGGUGACUGAGGACGACGCUGACGAUGGGACAGACGAACGACAGCCGAAGACGGCAGACGAAGAUGAUGCUGUGACGGCAGAGAAAAGAGCCGGACGGUGGAUGGAAUAUAGAAGACGACGACGAAGAAGCUGGGAAGGUCGAAGCUCGCCAGGUCUCUCUCCCAAGAAGAACUGCUCUACCCGGCAGAAAGCAGGAGACAGCAGAGCAGACGGACGGCGGAGACAAGACGAAGAUGCAAGACGAAGAAAAGGAAGAAGAAAAGAGAAAGGGGAAAGGGAGCUGGUUAAGAAGAAGAAGAAGAAGAAGAAGAAGGGGGAAAAAAGUGACCCCCAUCCAUCGCCAGUCAGUCUCCCUACUAACUACCUAUUAUUUACUUUGCUGCUUGCUCGACCUACUUUUUUUAAGUACGCUUGCUCGCAAAAACAAGCCCGCCUGCCAGACAGACGCCAGGCAGGCAGGCAGAGCUGCCACCAGGCGUCGGAGGGCGGAGGAGACGAUGCAGCUCCCUCCGCGAUCAACCCAUCAUCCAUCAUCCAUGUCUACGGGAAGCCCUACGGGUUCUAA
This is a messenger RNA of Trichophyton verrucosum HKI 0517, 903 nucleotides long. RefSeq lists its product as uncharacterized. The coding region runs from base 1 to 903 and encodes 300 amino acids. NCBI's taxonomy places the organism in Eukaryota, Fungi, Ascomycota, Eurotiomycetes, Onygenales, Arthrodermataceae. The record is from RefSeq and is a predicted model, not a curated record. The transcript is spliced from 5 exons.